CGCCGGCACCAUCACACGCUCCCAACGAGCAGUACCGCGGACGAACUUUGCAACUUUUGUGAAUUAAAAAAUAAACUUUCUCAUUGAAUGAUACACAGUCACGAUGUCCACCGUUCUGGAUAUUUGCGGACCUCUCUCCCCGCCGUCAACGCCGCCGUUGAUGGAUGUUAAAGUGGAGUCGCCCGGGCGCGCGGUCGCCGCCAAGCGCGCGCGCGAGGGCCCGCCCGCGCCCGCCGGCCUGGUGACGCCGCAGCCGUCCGACUCGGAGGGCGAGGAUGAGGGCGGCAAGCGGGCGCGCUGCGAGCUGGCGCGCCUGCUGCUGGCCACGCCGCCGCCCGAGCCGCCGCGCGCCUCCGUCAUCAUGCGCGCGCACAAGGACGGCACCUGCAGCCCCGAGCCGCUGCCGCCGCCGCCCAACAUGAACAUGCUGAAGACUCUGAAGUUCAAGCUGGAUCGGAGUCAGAGCUACUCGCAGGCGCGGGCGGCGUACGCCGCCAGCCAGCCGAGCCCGCCCGCGUCCCCGCCCGCGCCGCCGCCGCCGGCCGCGGAGCCGCGCGUGCCCGCGGCGCACGAGGAGCGCGCAGCGGCCCCGGCGGCGGCGCCGGCGCCCGGCUGGGUGCCGCUGGCGCCGCGGCCCGCGCCCGCCGUGCUGCUGCCGGGCGCGCUGCUGCCGGGCGCGCUGUGGCUGGUGGCGCCCGCGCCCGCCGCGCGCCGCCGGCUGUACGAGUGCACGCACCCCGGCUGCGGCAAGAACUACUUCAAGUCGUCGCACCUGAAGGCGCACGCGCGCACGCACACGGGCGAGCGGCCGUUCCGCUGCGCGUGGGCGGGCUGCGAGCGCCGCUUCUCGCGCUCCGACGAGCUGUCCCGCCACAAGCGCACGCACACGGGCGAGAAGAAGUUCGGCUGCCGCGUGUGCGCGCGCCGCUUCAUGCGCUCCGACCACCUCGCCAAGCACGUCAAGCGGCACGCCAAGGAGCGCACGCCCGCGCCCUCGCUGCGCCUGCUGCCCUCCCCCGCGCCGCUCGCCGUGCCGCUCGCCGUGCCGCUCGCCGCGCACUGAUCUCACCACCUAGCUUUAGUACAACUAAGACUGUCCUCCUACUAUGUUAUAAGACUAAGUUAUUCGCUAAGAGAUAAUAUAAAAAAUGAGUAUCUGA
Bicyclus anynana (squinting bush brown) is the source of this 1160-nucleotide messenger RNA. RefSeq names its product Krueppel-like factor 16 (gene cbt). The record is from RefSeq and is a predicted model, not a curated record. The transcript has 2 exons. Lineage: Eukaryota; Metazoa; Arthropoda; Insecta; Lepidoptera; Nymphalidae. Bases 104 to 1063 code for a protein of 319 amino acids. Gene Ontology annotation, molecular function: DNA-binding transcription factor activity, RNA polymerase II-specific; RNA polymerase II cis-regulatory region sequence-specific DNA binding. Gene Ontology annotation, biological process: regulation of transcription by RNA polymerase II.